AUGUCAUCCACCACAACCCCUAUAGCCAUAGAUGACUUUGUUUUAGCCAUCAAAGAUCUAUCUGAUGAAAAUAUCACCUCAGUGAAAUCCCAGCUUCUAAACUCCAUACUGAAACUUACAGAGAGUAAUGAAUUACUUGAGACGGAGAUCUCAACUACAAAGGAGGCAAUUGCCCAAUUGAACCCCGAUCAGAGUCACCAAUCUCUUGCUGAGGACCUUGAAUUGUAUCAGGAAUCAAUCGAGGAAAACAAGAUUGUGAUUACCAGUCAAAGGGAAAGAGUGACGGCAUUGGAUGCAGAAAUGACCAGCCGUGGACUACUCUCUCAAAAGCAAGAGGAACAAACUAAAUCUGAUGAAAUAUAUCUUUAA
Molecule: messenger RNA, 369 nt
Organism: [Candida] anglica
Lineage: Eukaryota; Fungi; Ascomycota; Pichiomycetes; Serinales; Debaryomycetaceae
Source: the annotation of a GenBank genome assembly